This is a messenger RNA of Xenopus tropicalis (tropical clawed frog), 591 nucleotides long. Its product is annotated as DNA damage-regulated autophagy modulator protein 1. Gene Ontology annotation, cellular component: endomembrane system. Bases 1 to 591 code for a protein of 196 amino acids. The transcript is spliced from 6 exons. The record is from RefSeq and is a predicted model, not a curated record. Lineage: Eukaryota; Metazoa; Chordata; Amphibia; Anura; Pipidae.
AUGGCAACUUUCUUUGCUGAAAAUGAGAAGUUUGCCCCCUAUACAAGCGGCCUCGGAGAUUCUCCAUUGGCCAAUGCUGUAUUUACAGUGAUGCACAUAAUCUGCGCCUAUGUCGGCGGUGCCACGAUGUACGCCAGAUACACGCUGCUGAGACAGCGCCGUGCCGAUAAGAAGCGCACCGGGGCCAACAUAACCCAACUGGUGCUGGGCUUGUUGGCCAUCCUAGCGUAUGUUAUGGAGAAUAACUUCCCGGUGCUGGUGUUCCGGGAAGUGCACAUAGCAGGAGUGCUGGCAGCCACUGUAUGUGCAAGUGCCUAUACGCUGAUAAACACUGUGAUAUCCUACAGGGCGCCCCCGGAGGAGGACAGCCGAAUCAAGUGCCAUUUGCGAUUGGCCAUUUCAUUGGCCGUUAUAUUGAUCAUCGAUAGUCUGCGGGUUAUCAGCGAGUGGCUCUCAACCGUUAUAUUUUAUGGCUUUUUGGCCACAUUUGGGCCGGACUUUAAGGUCUUUGGGCUCAGAAUCCCCAAGAACAUGGAGGAGGACUGGUUCUAUAUCACAGCAAGCCCAGCUGGUGAUGUGGAGGCCAACUGA